Messenger RNA from Dendronephthya gigantea, 7808 nucleotides. RefSeq names its product ATP-dependent RNA helicase DEAH12, chloroplastic-like. Gene Ontology annotation, cellular component: intracellular anatomical structure; catalytic step 2 spliceosome. NCBI's taxonomy places the organism in Eukaryota, Metazoa, Cnidaria, Anthozoa, Malacalcyonacea, Nephtheidae. The coding region runs from base 276 to 7610 and encodes 2444 amino acids. Gene Ontology annotation, biological process: spliceosomal complex disassembly. The record is from RefSeq and is a predicted model, not a curated record. The transcript has 7 exons. Gene Ontology annotation, molecular function: ATP binding; RNA binding; zinc ion binding.
CACAACUGUUUUAAACAGACUAUUAAAACAGAGUCUUCUGAAAACUGAAAUCCAGAAAUAUGAGCGAAAUUUGGAAUUCCUGGAACAACAGAUCAAGUUUCCAGGAGUUGACACGUCUCACUUAUUCAAUCUAACUUCCGUCAUGCGAUGUUACUGUACAUGUCGCUUUUGCUGAAAACGGCGCAUGACUAGCGAAUUCUUUUAGAAACGUAUUUAGUACUACUCCUCUAUGAACAAUAUCAGUUUUGUAUGUGAAGCAAAUCGAGUAGUUACCGAUGGGCGGCAACCAAAGUAAUUCGCAAAAAGCUGAAACAUUUCAACCGGAGGAAAACAAGGAAAAUCACAGACAUAGAGUUGGCCAAGCCGACAAAUUUGAACCUAUUAACGAAAACUUUUGCUUUCGCUAUGGCACAGAAACAGAAUUUUGGUUGUUGUUGGAACUAUUCGAGAAACAAUCAAUUAUACCAGCAGAUGAGCUUUACAAAUGGCUAGCAGAACAAUUAGGGGAUUCGACAUCAAUGAUUGUAGGUGUUCAAUAUUUAGAUGAACAAUUUACAAAUGCACCUAAACAAUUUCUAGUUUAUUGUAGAAACUGUGAGACCCUGCAGUUCGCUUUUGAAUGUUUGUCAAGCGAGGAAUUGAGUCGUCGUUCUAUUUGUAAAAUUUCAUCAUCCCAUCCGUGUCAUCAACCUGAAACCGAACUAUUGACCGACGUCUACAGUCUUUUAUCUACAAGUACAAGUCAUUCAGUUGCUGUUAAAGAAAGAUUCAAUGUUUCCGACCAAAGUAAAUAUGUGUUGUCCCAGCCUGGUGAGGAACCAUGUGAUAAAUCCAUGAUGCUCGAACAUUAUCAUCAAACCUCCCUGGGAGAAAACCAAGACCAAGUGAUUCCAAAUGACAAGUACAAAAAUGCAGAAUGUACAUCGCUGAAAAGUAAAGAAGGUUCCAGUGUCAUGAUUGCUUCAAGUGAUGCGUCAAGUGAUGACGUCAUAGGUGCAGGGUACAGUAAUCAUAAGAAAUUACCAGGAAAGAAAAAUGUGACAGAUUUUAAUCCACCAAUGGUUAACACGCCUGUUGAUCGAAGUGGUAAUUGGAAUGGUAGUUGGAAUGAGGACUUUGCUGACAGAAUUUACACAGAAAAUGUUGAAUGUAAUAAAGAAACAUCUCUCUUCACUAACAAUCCUUCGUUAAAUGAAAAAGGUCGAAAAAGAGAUUGUGUAUCAAGUUUAAAGACAAAUUCAGCAGUGGUUGCGAACAAUGCGCCACCAUCGACGAAAUGUUUUUCUGUCAAUGACUUGAAUUCUGAUAAAUUAAUAUCCAAGAGAAAUUACACGCUUGAUAAUGUCACUGAAAAAACAAAUAUAAAGAUGCAACGUAAAAAGACGCAAACCAGUUGUUCUCGCUCUCGACAAGGAAUGAUGCAACAUCCGCCGUUACAAACCAGUUCUUUUCGACCAGGAAUGAUGCAACAAAUGCCGCUACAAACCAGUUUAUCUCGCCCAGGAAUGAUGCAACAAAUGCCGCUACAAACCGGUUCUUCUCGACCAGGAAUGAUGCAACACCCGCCGCUACAAACCGGUUCUUCUCGACCAGGAAUGAUGCAACACCCGCCGCUACAAACCGGUUUUUCUCGACCAGGAAUGAUGCGACACCGGCCGCUACAAACCGGUUCUUCUCGACCAGGAAUAAUGCAACAUCCGCCGCUACAAACCGGUUCUUCUCGACCAGGAAUGAUGCACCAUAUGCCGCUACAAACCGGUUCAUCUCGACCAGGAAUGAUGCACCAUAUGCCGCUACAAACCGGUUCUUCUCGACCAGGAAUGAUGCACCAUAUGCCGCUACAAACCGGUUCAUCUCGACCAGGAAUGAUGCACCAUAUGCCGCUACAAACCGGUUCUUCUCGACCAGGAAUGAUGCACCAUAUGCCGCUACAAACCAGUUCAUCUCGACCAGGAAUGAUGCAACAAAUGCCGCUACAACACACUUAUUCGCAGGAGCAAGUGCAAGCCAGUGAUUUUUUUCGUAAGCCAAAAUGUGAUAACGAGUUUAAACAAUCAGAUUUGUCUAAUAAAGUGCCUUCAGAGAGGAAAAAACGUAGCGAAGAAGCAAAACCUUCAAAAUUUUCAGAAGAAUAUGUUCUUAGUUGUAAUCCAUUACAAGCAGAGAUUAUAGGAGACAAUAAAUUUUCGAAAGUGCAAUGUCACCUGCAGGAUAAUGAAAGAUAUUUGGAAAACCAGAAGUUGCCAGAAAAAGAGAAAGAUUGGGAAGAAAAUGUAAAAAGAAUACUUCAGCAACAACUAAGUCAAAAACAUCAUCAACAGCCUCCUAACCAACAACAGCAACAAUAUUUAUCUGGCCAGCAACCAGAAUAUUCAUCAGACCAACCACAGCAACACCAGAAGCUAAAGAUGCCAAGCAACAAUCAUAUUGUCCAAUUUGAUGGAUUCCCUCGCGAUUGCAAUGAAGAAAACAUUCUCAGAUUUAUUAAUGAACAGUGCGACAGUGUGGAAAUUUUAAAAGUUGUUCAAAUAGAAAAGGAGUGCUUUGUUAAGUUAAAUUCACAAAGCGAUUGCCAAAAAUUACACGAAGCUAUGCGAAAAUCGUCAUAUAACGGUGUAAAAAUAAAACCAUUUUGGAAAAGACUACCAAAAGAAACAAACCAAGACAGGCCAUAUGUUGUGGUAAAUAAUUUAGAUCAAAAGUUCAAGCAAAAAGACGUACAAAAUGUUUUUAAAAACUGUCAAGGUUUUGUUGAUGUAACAAGACAAGUGAAAGACAGUUACGCACGCGUAUAUUUCGAUUCCGUUGAUUCCGCAGGAAAAGCAAUUGAUCAAAGGAACAAAUUGUGCCUUGGAGGAAAGAGUCUCGAAGUGACAGCAGCGAUUGGAAUUACAGAAGAACUGGAAUGGAGAAAAUUAGAAUGUCAGCGUGUUGAAUAUUUGAAGAAAUUGCAUGAGCGAAAAGAAGCUCUUCUCAAACAAAAUGAUAAAAAACUGAAAGAUCUUGAAGAUCGCACCCCAGAUUUGAGUCGUCGAGAAAAAUAUAUGCCAUUAGAAGAGUUUGAUCGUCUGAAAGAAGCAAGAAAAACAUACAAAGGAAAGAAACAAGAGUUGGAAGAACAAAAAAAUGAAUUUGAGAAUAAAUAUUGCCAACUUUUAGAAAGCUUCAACAAGCAAAUUGAAGAUUACCACAGCGUUAACUAUAGAAAAGGAAUCGAGGAUGUUUUAAAAACUCAUAAAAACAUAACAGAAAGAGAAUUUAGAAAGUUUGAAGCGAGUUUACCAAUAUAUGCCAAGCGUACAGAAAUACUGAAACGCAUCAAUUGUGGUCAAGUUGUGGUUCUUGUUGGUGAGACUGGGUCAGGGAAAAGUACUCAACUGGCGCAAUAUCUAGCAGAAGAAAAUUUAAAUGAACGAAAAAAAGUUGUAGUAACCCAACCUCGUAAGAUAGCAGCAAUAAGUUUAGCAAAAAGAGUGUCUGAAGAGUUUGGAUGCGAGAUUGGAGAAGAAGUAGGAUAUCAUGUUGGUUUGGAUAAGAAGAUAAAAAACAAGACAAUUAUCAAGUUUGUAACUGACCGUAUUUUAUUGAAUGAAGUUUUAAAAGGAGACGAUGUUGUGAAACAAUAUUCAUAUAUUGUGAUCGAUGAAGCACACGAAAGAUCUAUUCACACAGAUUUACUUGUAGCCAUGCUUAAGAAACAACUUGCUAAGUUUCCUCUUCUCAAACUGAUCGUGACCUCUGCGACGUUAAAUACUGAUAUUUUCCGGCAAUAUUUUGGUAACUGCCCCCUGGUGACAGUACCCGGGAGAACAUUUCCUGUAGAGCGUGUUUACAUGAAGGAAAGGCCAACAGACUAUGUUGGUGGUGUUUAUGAGAAGAUUGUUGAAGUGUGUCAAAGUAAAGAACAGGGAGAUAUUUUGGUAUUCUUGACACAGCAGAAUGAAAUUGAGAAGACUUGUGAUAAGUUGGAACAGAGAUUAGGAACAGGAAACAUCAUCCUUCCUCUUCAUGGCAAAUUACAAUCAGAUGAACAACAGAAGGUUUUUGAGACAACGCCCAAAGGAAAGAGAAAAAUUGUCGUGGCAACAAACAGCGCAGAAACUUCACUGACUAUUGAUGGUAUUCGUAUCGUUGUUGAUUCAGGCAUGGUGAAAGAACCAUCUUUUGAUCCUGCUAGAAAUAUGACCACUUUAGAGGUUAAACUUGUGAGCCAAAGUUCAGCUGUACAGCGGUCCGGUAGGGCAGGACGUACAGAGCCAGGCAAGUGUUAUUGUUUGUACACAUACGAAGAUUACGAGAAUAUGGCGAAAAAUACAAAACCUGAGAUCUUAAAAAUGCAUCUUGGAAUGGCUGUUCUUCAGCUGUUAAGUUUAGGAGUCACAGACAUCCAACAAUUUGAUUUUGUCCAAAGUCCACCAGCUGAUGCGCUGACGAAAGCAAUUGAGAGUUUGAAAAUGCUGAGGGCUUUAGACCCGGACGGAACUUUGAAUGACUUGGGAAAAGAAAUGCUUCUUUUACCGACUGAACCACAGCUUUCAAAAGCGCUUCUUGAGGGACUUGAUCGAGGAUGUGGAAAUGAAAUCAUCAUUGCUGCGGCACUUAUGUCGAGCGGUCAUGACGUUUUCUAUCGAGGAAACCUUGAGAUCAGAAACGAAUGUGCCAUUCAAAAACAAGAAUUCUGUCAGACCAGUGGUGACCUGCUGAGUGCAAUUGACGUGUACAAAAAAUGGUCAGAGAAAUCCAAGAAAGAGCAAGUUGCCUGGUGCAAGGAGAAUGCUUUGAAUUCCAAAUUACUUCGCGCUGCUCGAGAGACGUUUCGGGAGAUCAGAGAAGCGUUGUCUCAUCUGCGAGAUCGCGGCAUCAACUUGGACGUGACAGCAGAGAAUAUUCAGGAAUCUUUGAUUAAAAGUUUAUUAACUGGAUAUUUCGAGAAUAUAGCUUGGUCAUUUGGUCAUGAUAGACUUGGUUAUAUGGUGGUAUCGUCAAAUCACACCAAUCAGAAGGCAAGAAUUCAUCCAUCAUCUGUUCUCGCCAGUCUUGGUUAUCAACCUGAUUGGGUACUAUACCAGCAACUCAAGAGCUCAAAUGAUCAAGUCUUUUUACUCAAUAUCACACCAGUACAUUAUGAAUGGUUGGCAGAAGUUGCUAUGCAUAUGUUACAGUAUAUUGAUGAAGACGCCAUUGAUAAAUCAAGAGUUAUACGACAAAGAUUCCACCCAGUUGGUCCAGAGAUGGUCAAAGCUGUAAUUGGUUUUCAAGGUUCUACUCUGAAACAGAUAGAAGCAUCUGUAACCGAAAAGUAUUCUGUAUUUUGCGCAGUCGAAUGUAGCGUGGAUAAAGGAAUGGUCGAUGUAUAUACCUCAAAGGAUUCUCUUCAUUACGCCAGUCAACUUGUGAACGAUGUGAUCCAGAGAAGACGACAUGAACUUGAUGGUUACUCAGAGGUUGUCAUUUCAAAUGUAGGGGGCCUUAAAAUGUUAGUUUCAAACAAUUUGCAAACGAAGUUAAUCCUUCAACCCAGAACCUCAUGCAAAUUUGAAGUUUUUGUUGACACAAUCGACCCGAGUGAAAAGGUUGAAUCAAUGACUGUGCUUGAGAUGCUCAAAGACGCCGGGAAAAUUCUCCACUUUGCCACGACAACCAAGCCUGGGAGUGAAGGAAAUUUCAAGUGGGGUAAUGUUACCUACAUUUCUACUGACGAAGCCGAGAAGGCAAGAAAAUUUCUGAAUUUUGUGGAUCCACUUGAUUUACCUUACAAUGUCCAAAAAAUAAAGCUCAGUCCCAUACGCGUUGAAAGAGCAACUUCCCAGGAUAAUACGCAGCCCUCUGGAAUCAAAGUUUUAGUUAGCUGGUUUCCACUUCCUGCAAGUGGACGAGCUUACAUCAAGUGUAAGAGUAGAGAGGUAACUGACAUGAUAGUCCAGAACCUCGAUUGUGUAUUAGCACCCGUUGAAUCACUCAAACCCAAAAUAUUCGUCAAAAAGGAUUCAGGUGAUAUUUGUAUACAUGUACGCGAGACGGCCGACGAAUUUACAGUAAGAAAACAACUCGAAAGUUGUUGUACAAUAUCACAAAUUGAAAACAUUUCAAAAAUUAGUGUUCCGUCGAAACAGUCUAAGAUUGAUCCUGAAGAAGAGAAAGAAAAACUGAUAGAAGUUUUAAAGGAUUUUGGACCUGUGCGAAUUUUGAAACCUUGGAUUGCAAAUAGUCAGAAGGUUCUGGCGUAUGCGAUAUUUGAGGACUUAAACAGCGCUGAAAAAACUGUACUAGAGUUGAAUGAAAGAAAUGGCGUUAUUGGAGCAAGAGCAAUGUACCUGGAAUUUGCGAAAAAAGUAGAAGUCAUGUGUGAUGGAAGAAUAUUUGAAAAAAUAAGGAAAGAAAUCGAAGCACUAAAGAAAGAUGAUGUCACCAUCAGUAAUGAGCAAUGUCAGAGACGUAGAAAGAUCAUCGUCACUGGAGACGAUCCUAAGGUGGUGCAAGAUAUCGGAGUUACCAUAUCAAGUUUAGUUGCCCCGGAGAUCGUUUUGAUAGAAGAUGCAGAAACAGCCGAGAUUUUGUCAAGUGGAUAUGGCCGUUCAAAAAUCAAACAGAUCCAAAAACAGACCAAUGCAAUAAUCUAUACCAACAACUUUGGUCGCCGUAUUCAAAUAACCGCCAAUUCAAAAUCAAAACGCCAAGCUCGGGUACAGAUUGAGAAAUUGAUCAAAGAUCUGCGAAAAACCAGACAUUCAGAGAUUGAUCUACGACAUUCAGAUCGACCUGUUGGCGCAAUCCGAGAGAUUCUGAAACACUUUGGAAAAGAUCUUAACAAACUCGUUGAAGGGGAAGAUUGCCAAGCUUCAAUGGAGAUCAGACGUCGAAAACUUGUUUUACAUGGUUCCAAAGAAGCUGUUAAUAAAGUUCAAAAUAAAGUAGAAGAAUUUCUUCAAACAUUACCCAACUCACAGAGGGAAACAGCAAACUUAGUUAAUGAAUGUCCAGUUUGUUUUGGUGAAGUUGAAGAUCCGUAUCUUCUUACAUUAUGUGGUCAUGCCUAUUGUUUUGCUUGCAUCACACAGUACCUUAACAAUGUUUUUGAUUCAGUAAAGAGUGCGGACAUGUUUCCACAGAAAUGUAUGUGUGAGAAGUGCGAGUAUUAUGCAAUCAAAGAAGAUUACUCAAAGCUGUUAGAUGUGGAUCAAAUUGAAAAGCUCUACCGUAUUUCGUUGGAAUGUUUCAUGAUUGGUAACCCCAACAUCAAGCCCUGCCCCACACCUGAUUGUUCCUGGAUAUAUGAAAUCACUGCAGACCCGAACGUUUUUACAUGUCCGGAGUGUAAUACCCAAACGUGUAAAAAAUGCGGAGAUUCAGGUCAUGAAAAAUUUGAUACGUGUGAAGCAUUUAAAGCCAGUAAAGGAAUAUCAAGAUCAGAUCAACAGUUGAAGGAGUGGGCGAAGGGCGCUAAUACUCGCGAAUGUCCGAAAUGUUCAGUAAUGAUAGAAAAAAAUUCCGGAUGUGAGCACAUGCAUUGUACCCAGUGUAAGGCUCACAUAUGUUGGCAGUGUGGAAAGUUCUUUUCAACUAGUGAACAAUGCUAUGAACAUAUUCCCUUUUGCGACAGUCUUAAAUGAGUGCAUGAUUCCACGUGGUAUGAUUUGACUUUUGCACCCUGCAGAAUCACGUAAAGUAACUUCUCAACAUAGCUUCUUUAGAUGUUUAUAUAAUUGGAAAGUGCAUGGCCUUGCAUGAUGUGGCAAUAGUGCCGAACGUUUAUUCUUAUUGUAUUGGGUAAAAUAGUUUGGUGAUUCAAAAUUUUUGUUCCUUCUAUA